This is a messenger RNA of Rotaria sp. Silwood2, 405 nucleotides long. NCBI's taxonomy places the organism in Eukaryota, Metazoa, Rotifera, Eurotatoria, Philodinida, Philodinidae. The record is from the annotation of a GenBank genome assembly.
AUGAUGAAACCAAAUCCAAAAAUAUUACGACGAUUCUUCAGUGAACAAGGACAUCAAAAUUAUGGUUAUAUCAAUGAAGAAAAUGAGAAAAAGAAAAUAUUCCCAUCUUCACUUAAACAAUAUUUUCCAGUAUCUAUUGGACACGAUCAACAGUCAAAGAAGAAUUUUCUUCGUCAACUCACAUCGCAAACUGAACAGAAAUUACAGAAAUUGGUUUUCGCUCCUGUUACAUCAAAAGUAGAAGAUAAAAAAAAUGACACUAUGUUUAUCUCGGUUAAGUCACCUCAUACCAUUGUUGAAACUGGUCAAAGUUUUCAUCGCAAUAUGAAAUCGGGUAGUCAAAGAUUCCGUUGGAAUCUUUUAUUCAAUGUUCUAGUUUGGUUGAUUGUACCACUUCCAUUUUAG